CUGCUGUGGCUCGGGCGGCGGCGGCGCGGCGGCGGCAGAGGGGGCUCCGGGGUCGGACCAUCGGCUCUCCCUGCGCUCUCCGCACCGCGGCUUAAAUGAUGUAUUUUGUGAUCGCAGCGAUGAAAGCUCAAAUUGAAAUUAUUCCUUGCAAGAUCUGUGGAGACAAAUCAUCAGGAAUCCAUUAUGGUGUCAUUACAUGUGAAGGCUGCAAGGGCUUUUUCAGGAGAAGUCAGCAAAGCAAUGCCACCUACUCCUGUCCUCGUCAGAAGAACUGUUUGAUUGAUCGAACCAGUAGAAACCGCUGCCAACACUGUCGAUUACAGAAAUGCCUUGCCGUAGGGAUGUCUCGAGAUGCUGUAAAAUUUGGCCGGAUGUCAAAAAAGCAAAGAGACAGCUUGUACGCAGAAGUACAAAAACACCGGAUGCAGCAGCAGCAGCGAGACCCCCCACAGCAGCCUGGAGAAGCUGAGCCGCUGACUCCCACCUACAGCAUCUCAGCCAACGGGCUCACCGAGCUUCACGAGGACCUCAGCAGCUACAUCGACGGGCACACCCCGGAGGGCAGCAAGGCAGACUCGGCCGUCAGCAGCUUCUACCUGGACAUACAGCCUUCCCCAGACCAGUCAGGUCUUGAUAUCAAUGGAAUCAAACCAGAACCAAUAUGUGACUACACACCAGCAUCAGGCUUCUUUCCCUACUGUUCGUUCACCAAUGGAGAGACUUCCCCAACUGUGUCCAUGGCAGAAUUAGAACACCUUGCACAGAAUAUAUCUAAAUCACACCUGGAAACUUGCCAAUACUUGAGAGAAGAGCUCCAGCAGAUAACGUGGCAGACCUUUCUGCAGGAGGAGAUCGAGAGCUACCAAAACAAGCAGCGGGAGGUGAUGUGGCAGUUAUGUGCCAUCAAAAUCACAGAAGCUAUACAGUACGUGGUGGAGUUUGCCAAACGCAUCGACGGAUUUAUGGAACUGUGUCAAAAUGAUCAAAUUGUGCUUCUCAAAGCAGGUUCUCUAGAGGUGGUGUUUAUCAGAAUGUGCCGUGCCUUCGACUCUCAGAACAACACCGUGUACUUUGAUGGGAAAUAUGCUAGCCCCGAUGUCUUCAAAUCCUUGGGUUGUGAAGACUUUAUUAGCUUUGUAUUUGAAUUUGGAAAGAGUUUAUGUUCUAUGCACCUGACUGAAGAUGAAAUUGCAUUAUUUUCUGCAUUUGUACUAAUGUCAGCAGAUCGCUCGUGGCUGCAGGAAAAGGUAAAAAUUGAAAAACUGCAACAGAAAAUUCAGCUAGCUCUUCAACAUGUCCUGCAGAAGAAUCACCGAGAAGAUGGAAUUCUAACAAAGUUAAUAUGCAAGGUGUCUACAUUAAGAGCCUUAUGUGGACGACAUACAGAAAAGCUAAUGGCAUUUAAAGCAAUAUACCCAGACAUUGUGCGACUUCAUUUUCCUCCAUUAUACAAGGAGUUGUUCACUUCAGAAUUUGAGCCAGCAAUGCAAAUUGAUGGGUAAAUGUAUCACCUAAGCACUUCUAGAAUGUCUGAAGUACAAAACAUGAAAAACAACCACAACAAAAUUAACCGAGACACUUUAUAUGGCCCUGCACAGACCUGGAGCUCCAACACACUGCACAUCUUUUGGUGAUCGGGGUCAGGCAAAGGAGGGGAAACAAUGAAAACAAAUAAAAGUUGAACUUGUUUUUCUCAUGCAUAUGAUUUCCAUUAUGCCUACAGAUAUGGACCCUUUUUCUGUCUCAACUUCUUGAUCAUUGACCUCUGUUUACAACUGAAGGAGGGUACUAAAGUCGGAGGAUUUCCUUUUCUUUGUAGCUCACUGCCCACAGACUUUCUGCAGAGUCACCAAUCUGUUGGUACCAACAGAGAGCCCUGCAAUAAUCGGUACCUGGUGUGCAUAGCGGAGGUGGCGGCAUGACUUUGCACAACUUGCUCUUUGUUUCAUGAAGGAAGUCUUUAUGUUUUUCCACCGAUUAUUGCCAGUCAGCAGGAUGGUAUGAAAAGGGUCCAUAGCACUAGCAACAAUAGCAUUAUAAUAUAUUACAGGGUAAAUGGGCAUGAAGACUAUAUAUAGCUAAAAGAGAUAUUGUUUAUAUAUUGUUUUAAUUAAUAUAAAAUGUAGUUACUGGUGUAGCUUUUCCUGUUGAAUUGAUAAGGCACUUUCAUUUUGCACCUUUUUCUUUAAAUGAAAUGCUAGCGUGUUCACUGUUGUGUCGCAUGUGCACCAGAAACACAAGUUUAACUGAGAAGGCUUGGAAGGAACGUCAGGAGGUAUUUAUGCUGCUGUUUACAAAGGACUUUGAAAAGACUGGCUGGUCAUAUCUAGAAAUCAUGAUGUGGAUUAUUAUUUUUUUUUUUUUACACUUCAUUUGGAAUUAGAAAUGGAACUCUCCCUAAAUUAUACUUUGCUUCUUGGUAAGCUUAAGGAUAGAUGUGUUUAUGCUUCAUACAAAGUUGAAUGAUCGAUUGGUGCUAUGGACUUAUACCAUCAUGCACAUUAUUUUUUUUAAAAAAGCUUUUUUAAAUGCCACCUCAUGGAGGCAGGGAGGGAGGGGAGGCUCAUUUCACACAAUUCAGUACUUAUAUGGACUCAGUCUCCACUUGGAAUUCUUAUGCUUUGAGAACAAAUCAGUAACCCAAAUAUUUAUUGGAAUUCAGCUUUUAUUAUAAGAAGGACCCAAAGAUUAUAUCUGGAGCAAACACACACUGCCCAUGUGAGGACAUGAAGCAUUUACUUUGUGAAUGGUUAUGUUCUUGGUAUAAUCUUGGAACCCUAAGAGUAUAUCUCAGAGUGAACUAGCUCUAGACUAGCUGCCUCUAGAUGCUAUAAUUCUAGAAUAUUGCGCUCCAUAUUUCACAGACAAUGGAUAGAAGGGUGAGGGAGGUAUGUAACACUGAACCAGUUUCUCUUAUUUAAAUAUUAAAUAUUUUAAGCAUUCAAAGUGAAGUUGAUGCUAGCCGCAAACAUUUACUCUUGUAUUUAUCUUCAUUAGAAAACUGUGGACUGUAAUUUAUUUUAUUAAAUAUUUAGAAGAUUGUUUGGCUUUUGUGUUCAGGUGAGAAAUAUUGAAUGUUUUGUUUAAUUUCAUGUUUUGGAGGGUUUUUUUAAUUUUAAUAAUUCCCAGUGGGGGAAGGGCGAAUGAACAGUCUGAUAUACACGUGUGCAUAUUUUAAAAAUAAGUGCCCUUUGGAAACGUAGGCAUUAGAAGAUGAUUUUAGUCAGUCGGGGUGGGAUUCAAACUUCUGGUCUGACAUGAGAGACCAUGUUUAUACAGAAAAGGGAACAUCUUCUCAUAGCAUAAAGGUGGGAGUUUCUAGGCAGCCCUUUAUAGCAGACAAAGUGUCUCUACCACCAGGGUCCUCCUGAAUCUUCCCUAGGAAUUGUGGCUCCUGAUGUCGCGUAGAUCACAGCACGGGCUUCCCAGAGCCCUUUACUCUGGCUUUAACUCCAACUGAUUUUCUGACUUGUUUCCUGGGGGAUUUGGAAAAGAGGAAGGAAUUUUUCACACAGAAGUGUGUAUGAAGCCUAAAUAACAUCUUAAUUUUUUUUUCAAAAAUAUACUAAGGGUUUAACCAUAAAUAGAAGACGAGAGUAAUAUUUACUUAAAUUUCUUACAAGUAUAUUAAACUUUAUGUGAGUGUUUAUAUAGAGAGGUUAACUAUCAGCAUAUAGUAUUUAUAUUUGGGCAAAAAGGGUUAAAUCAAAUUUUUUAAUUUAAAUAAGCAUAGUUCCUUUAAAGAUCAAUAGUAUUUAUACUCUGAAAAGAGUACCAAGCUUAGUUCAGUUAUUUAUUUGUCCAUUUUUUUUUCCUAUUGUUUCUCCUGGGGGGGGGGGGAGAUGGUGUGUUUUUAUUUUGGUUUGGUUUUUGGUUUUUGGUUUUUGUCAUUCUGAGUCACUAAAUUUGGGGAUGGUUUUAUUAGAGUAUAUUAACUUCUUUUUAACCAAAGCUUUCUGAAUAUGACCAGCCUCAGGUGCUAGCGCAUUAAAGAGCAACUAAACCGAAUUCCAGUGUCCAUUUGUGAAGUGAUAAGAGUUAAUUGAACUUCUCAAAGGGUGAGAGAGAGAGCAUAAUGUUGAGCUUAAAAGAAAUUCCUUUUCCCAGAAAGGAUUUUGCAUGUACCAAAUGCAAAAAAAAAAAAAAAAAGAUGCUUGAUCUCAGUAGUCGUCACGCCAUGGUGACAUUGCUUUUAAAAUAAACCAACAUACAUUGACAUGAUGCUGCUACCAGGUCUUUCUGAAAGAAAAGCAAGGUGAGGACUUUAAGAGCAAAAUACGUUGCCAGUGUAGGGACAGAGCAGGGGAGGCGUGCUCAGUGAACAGAGGGAACAACCAUUAUUUGGAUCAAAGUUGGGAUCUGAAGUUAAACAAUAAAUUCAGUUUAAAAAAAUGACGUAUAGAAAAGGAUGUGAAAACCUUUGCGUUUUUAUUUUCUUCUUAUAGAAACACCUGUGUGAUGACACAGACUACUUGGUGAUACAGAAUAAUGAUUGUUUAAGAGUUCUUAUAAUUAAAGUUUCCUAAACUUAAAUAUCCAGUAGUCUUUUAAAGAUUGGAAUCACAUCAUUGUUAUCCCAGUUGCUAUGAUGCCUUUUAUAUAGUUUUUUCAUAGAGGGUGCAUAAGGCUUUUUGUAUGAAGUCUGAAUACCUUUGGUUACAGUGGUGUCAGAUGGUGGCAUUAUAUUCUGAAGAACCUGGCCUUGGUCACAAUGAAAACAAAAGUGCAGAUGAAAGUGCUUUUUUGGACAGUUUGCAAAUUGUGUUAAAGCUAUGGAUUUUUUUUUAAGUGUUCAGCAUCCUAAUUUGCGUUAAAGCUAUGGAUUUUUUAAAAAGUCUUCAGCAUCCUAAUUCACCCUUCCUAACUUAAGGAAAAUGUAACUUAAGACACUGCUUCUAAGUUUGGUUGUUCUUUAGAGUGUGGAUACCCAGAUCUCUGUGAGCAUAUGGGGGUGGGCUGAGGGCCAGGUGAGGAGGGAGUGUGUGUGUGUGUGUGUGCGUGCGUGUGUGUGUGUGGUUUUCGUGUGUAUGAUGUGCGUGUGUCGGACCGCUUCUAGGCUACUAAGUGUCAAUGGAAAAGAAAAUGUAUUCAAAAUACUUAAAUCAAAACUAGAAGAUGGGGAAAAAAAAGAUUUAUUCUAUACAAAGCCUUGUCUGGACCACUUUAGAGAGACUUCUAUUUUUUUAACCCUUCUAUAAAUAUUUGAUGGCACUUGAAAUAUUCCUGCAAUAAAAUGUGAUUUGUGUAAAGAAAAAAAAAAGAUUUUGUAAUGUGAAACAAAGAAAGAAAGUAAUGUAAUUUUCUAAAAAAAAAAAUACAAACAAACAAACUUUGUAUUAUUUUCUUGAUGGAAUUUGUCUAUCUGUCUUUGGAAAACUUUUUAUUUCAUUGAAUGUGCCAUAGUAGAAAUAUGUGUUUUUAGUUUUAGACUAAGGAAUAGCUGUUUGUGUUCCGACAUUCCAAAAUGCAAAACAACCUAGUAGAAUCUUUAAUGAAAAGGUUUAAGUAGGAUGUAAGCUUCUCUCAUUGUUGCUUUUUUGCACAUGUUCUUCAUUCCUCUCUAGUGCAAUAUGUACAUAGAGCACUUGCGGGUGUACCUUGAUCCCUCAGGGAAAAAAAUACAUAUUUGUACAGUUUUGGUUUUUUGGUUGGUUUUUUGUUUUUUUGUUUUUUGUUUUUUUGUUUGUUUUUUGCCUUUUGUUUUUGGCUAAGGAAUGUCGAUUGAAUCACUUGUUAUUGUUGAGGGGCAGCCAGAUAAUAAUCCUAAAGCCACUGUUUUCAAACAUUGAUUGUUUAAAUCAUGUGUCCUUCCAGUGCUAUUAUUUUAAGAUAAUAAUAAUAAUAAAAAGUUAUUUUCUGACAGUUCUUUGUGCUGAUUGGUGAAAAAAAAAGGGUAAAUAAGCACCUUAUGAUUGACUUACUGUGAAUGACAAUCCAUCUUGAUAUCAACAAUAGAAGCCCUAUCACUUUGGAGUUGGGGUUAAGAGUCAGAAACAAUGUGCUCAGGGAUCUUCUAAAACUCUUCAAACAGGGUGGCCAGUACUACUGGGACAAAUUGUGUUUUUUAUUAUUAAUAAUAGUGAUAAUAAUACUAUCCCUCAAGGCACAAGUGAACUGUAUAGAAUUGCGCGUGUGUGUGUGUGUGUGUGUGUGUGUAAACUCUUCACUAUAGUCUCAUUUUGUUGAGUUCAAAAACGUAUGUGUUCUUCAGUCCCAUGUGGUUAAAAAUGUUGAAUAACUUCCAAAGCAGUAUAAGGUUAUGCCAGUAUGUUCACAAGAUAAAUCAAUAGGCAGCAUACCAACAGAGAGCAUCACUUCAAGUGCAGUCCUACCUACUCCAUUUACUUCUAAUAAUUAAAAUGUUCAUGCCAAAUAUAUUCAUAGCAUUAUAUAUUAGAAAUUUUCCAAUUCUACAUGGUAUGCAAAAAAUUGUUUAAACCAGUAAUGAGACAAGAGCCCUGCCUAUCAGUGCAGUAAAAGAGGUGAAAGUUUGAACACAUUUUUUUCAAAUGCCAGCAAAUAACUUAUCUUGAUUGUGUUCUCUAGAAGCAAACCAAAAAAUCCCUUUAUUGAACACAAUUCUUCUACACUUACAGUUUUCGUCUGUUGAAUUAAUACAAGAGCUAAUGUUUAAAGACAAACAAAACCCAACUAUGUAACAGCGCCACAAGCCGGCUUUUAGGGUUACAUUUGACAUUUUUGCAAUAUAGCUUCGUUCUCAUGUUUCCAUGUAUUUUCAUAAGGUCAGUGAACCUCAGUAUAAUUGUUGGCUUUGAUUCUUCCAUACCUGGAAUACACAUUCAGAAGAAGCUUUUACAUAUAUUCUUACUACCAUAGCAGAGUAUAAUUUGGGAAAACUUUCCAUGUUGUUUAGAUGAAAAAGAAACUUUGACCUUGUUGUUUUUGAUAAUAAAGACUAUGGAAAAUGGCAGAAAUCUCUCUCUCUUUCUCUCUCCACCUAUAUAUAUACAUGUAUACAUAUAUAUAUACAUAUAUUCAUACACACACACACAGGUUAUUGACAUUUUCACAUACUGUAGCACGUGAUUGCCACGUCUUAUAAAGAUAUGCUACAACAGAACCCUAUAAAAACAACUUUAUACUAUGGAUCAGAUGAACAGAAAUAUAAUUGCAACAGUAAAUCUUGAUCUAUUGCUAAUAGUCUAUGAUACAAGUCUUCAUUCUAUCCCUAAACACUAGUAUUAUUAAAGAGGUUCCACCAGAUUUGAUUAAAGAGGCCUUCCUAUUAUUGUUUAUUCUUAAGAUAUGAGAAGGCUGACGACAAUGUCUUUACAAAGCAAUCGGUUUCACUUCUGGGUUAGUUGCUUGUUUGUGUAAGGAAGAUCAGUUUUGUCAGGCUCUCAGAAUAAUUUUUAAAGUAAUCCAGAAGCCUGGCUUUAUACCAAGGAAAUAUAGAUGGAGGGAUCUCCAUGUUUAACCAGACCCUCAGAUCUUAGAGCAAUAAAUACAUUCAGUCAUUUACUUACUUAUAAAUGAAUGACAGAAUAUUCAAAACAAAUAAACAAUGUUUUUUUCAGCAAUGCAAUAUAACAUGGAGGAAAGCAUGUUAGAAAAGUGAAUAUGAAUAUUUUAAAUAGAUGCCUAUAGAAUACGUGUUUGCUGUUUACAUUUAGUGUGUCUGCCACAUUUUCUUCUACUUUUUUCCUUCUGAGAACUAAUGAAAGCUUGCUAUUAGCUUUGACACACUGCACACACCAUUAUGUUGUUCUCUAAGAGCAACUAAAUUCUCUCCAGUGUCCCGUGUGUUUCCUUUCUCACUCAUUAUUACUUUAACGUGGAUGAAAACUAUUUCUAGGAACUUGGUUAUUAUUGAACAGAUUGCAUAGGUAAAUGCAGAUAAUUCUCGAGCAAUAUAGUGAAUAUGAUUUCACACACAAAAAAAUCCGUAUGUACUGUACACAUCUUCCUGAAUCCAAAAUUCUCUUAUCCACAGUGGUUUGAAAUCUCAUAUAAAACAGUGGUAAAUUUUUAAACAUUAGGACAUUAGCUGGCUGCUUCUUUAAAUGUACCUGUAUUGUCUUCCUGCUCCUUUUGUGGAGAUGUGUUUUUGUAUUGGAUGUUUGGGCCAAUGGGAGGCUUCAAGCUACAACAUAUUUUCCCAGUUUAAAUAUAUUUAACAUAUGACAAACCCCAGACAAGGCUUUUAAUAUGUAUAAAGAACUGCAGUGUUAGGUGGUUUAUUUGCAAACCGUUUUCAAUGUUGUCCAUUUUUAUGGCACCUUUAACAAUAUUCUUGUUUCCAAAGUACAAAAAAAAAUAGGUUAAAUAAUCUAGCCAUAACUGAAUGUCAAGCAAUAAAACAAAUGACUUUUGUGCAUAGACUUAAAAAAAUACAAAUCUUAGACAUCUGCAUGUAAAUGCAAUCUCUUGUUUACUGCUUUCUUCAACUUGAGCAAUUGAUUCCUUAUUUACUAUUAACUUAAGAACUUGUAAUGGCCUGUACACAUUUUCUCUCUUACUCUUCUUUCAAAUUUACCUUCGUCCCUGCUUUUAAGUCAUAAUAUUUAAUGUUGUUCUGCACAUCUCUAUACAGUUAACUUUUGGGCUUUCAUUCUGUAUAGAUAAGAAAAUGUUAUAUUAUAAACAGCCUACUCAGUGCAAAUAUUUAUCUGUUUAUCAAAUCCACAAUAUGCUGUAUAAUACUGGUUUUACUAUAUAAUCUAUUUUAGACAUAGCUGUUUAGAACUAGAGUGUGCUAUUUUUGUGUUUUUCUGAUGUGUGGUGCUAGAUAAGUUACUUUUGUGAACAAAAAAAAGUCCCUUUUAUUCCUAGACAAUACCACCUUUGGGUCUUGUUAAUUUCACUGAGUAUAACUCUAUAUUUGUAUAUAUAUAUACAUAAAUAUAUAUCUACCUGUUCCCAACUAGCAGCUGUAUCAGAGUGCUGGAUUUGGGACAUGCUUUUCUCUUUAAAUACAUAAUAUCAUUAUAUAAAUUAUUCUAGAGUGUAUUUAAUUAGGAUAAAAUUACUUCCUUAGUAUGGAUAUUUGACAUCGAUAGGGUGAAUUUGUUUAUAAAUAUGGAUAUAUGAAAACUUAGCAUUUACUUUAUGUUUGCUACUUGGCUUUAUACCAUAUCUCCUGAGCUGAAAAAUAAUUUGCCAGGCCUUCGAGAUCUAAAGAAACACUCUAGUUUAAUGGAGUAAUAUUUCUUUUUUCUUACUAAGGAGUUAUAUUAUUGGCACCUGACAGAGUUGUGUACUUAGCUCCUAUUAUAGAUAAUAGGCAUUUCUAUAAAAUAUCCUUGGUGGCUUGAUGGCAGAAUAAACCUUUCCCCUCCUACCUGAGCCAUGAGAAGCAUGGAGACAUCGGCUAUCAUGGCAGAACACGGGCCAUAAAGCAAAUUUGACAAGGGACGUUCUGUUUCAAUAUGACCUCAACCCAGUUCCAUGAACUGAGUGAAAGACCUUCGUUUUAAAAGUCACUUAAUAAUGAGCUUAAAACUCUUUCACCUCUUCUCCCAAGACCUAUUGGCAUUGUUAAAAAUCAAAGUAUAUCAAAUAUCUAACUAAGGAUGUAGUUAACCUUAUUAAAUAUUGAUUAGAAUUGUUCUGUAAUAUUACUGAAUUUGUAAGAUCUUUAGCAAAGAUUUUUGAGCAAUUUAUAAAUAUAGAGCAAAUGUUUCUGUUUACUGCACUUUUUGUAAUUGAAGGUGAUAAAUUCUCAAGCCAUGGUUAUUGGCUUCCAUGCACUGCAUAUUUACCCACAAUUCUAGACAUUUUCCAUUUUUAUGGAAGAGUUGCUGUUACCUUAGUUAUAAAUGCAAUCAUGUGGUUAAUGAGAGCGAAUGCUAAUAGUUAACCUUUUGAAGUGAAUUGGCUACAGUUUAGGGAGAAAUCUCUUUUACUACAAAUCACGUCAUUCCUUAUUGCUUCACUUAGAGAUUGAAACCUAUUGGGUUUUUUUUGUUUUGUUUUUUAAGCACCAUUUAGUAUCCUAAACUUCCUGAGAGUAGAGAUUGUAUCUCUUUGUGUCUACACAAUGGCCAGCACAUGUCAGCAUUUGAUAAUUGUUAAAUGACAGGUGUGCCCAAAUUAAAAUUUUUUCCUGGGAUUUUUUUUUUUUUUGGUAAAUUUAUAAAGUAUGUCAAGCCUUAUGGUUAACAAUUUCUUCUACAAUCAAGUAUUAAAGCCACAUUUAAAAAGACCACAUGAAAUGCUGAUUCUAAUUGUGUGUAGGUCUUGAAGAUUAAGCACACAAAUUUCACAAAACUCUGUGAGUAACGAACUCAGCCUUCUGUAAAUAUACAUGCAAGUUUGGAAACAGUAAUACUGUACCUAUAAAUAUAUGCUGUCUGUUUUGUGUACAGUAUGUAAAAACUCCUUUUCUGCCACACUAAAAAUGCAAGCCAUUUAUGGGAAUCCUAAAAAUAGUAUUGUACUAAAACUUUGCUAAUGAUCUUUAUUAGAGGAUCAUCCAACUUUUCACUUACAUUGGGUUUUCUUUUCAAUUCACUCUUAACGGUAGUCUGCUUAUUUCCAGCUGUUUGUUAUUUUAUUGAGUCCUCAAUUUAAAAAAAAAUAUUUUGAUUCAUUUUGUAAAUACAAGCUGUAAAAAAAAGAGAGAUUUAAUGUUGUCUUUUAAAUACUCCGAUUUUCAUUCUAAUAUGAAUGUUGUUAUAUUGUACUUAGAAACUGUACCUUUAAUAUUACAUUACCUUUAUUAAAAGUGCAUUGAACACAUCAAUUUUAGAUGUGCUUUAUGUACUAUUAUCCUAUAAUAAAAUUUCAGCUUCUAA
Molecule: messenger RNA, 10757 nt
Organism: Callorhinus ursinus (northern fur seal)
Lineage: Eukaryota; Metazoa; Chordata; Mammalia; Carnivora; Otariidae
Gene: RORA
Product: RAR related orphan receptor A
Biological process (GO): regulation of transcription by RNA polymerase II; negative regulation of inflammatory response
Cellular component (GO): nucleus
Molecular function (GO): nuclear receptor activity; zinc ion binding; RNA polymerase II cis-regulatory region sequence-specific DNA binding
Source: RefSeq, a predicted model, not a curated record